UCUUUUUUUCUGGUUAAAAUGAAUUCUUACUUCUGGUAAUUAAAUUUCAAUUUCUAACUAAAUCUUUAAUUCCAUAUAAUUGUGACCUUUUAAAUUGAUGUAAUUUAUUUGUUACUCCAUGUAGAUAAUUAUUGUUCACCAUGCCAGGUUAUCUAAAAUUUAUUGAGCUUGAAAAUUUCAAGUCUUAUAAGGGACAACAAAAGGUUGGCCCAUUGAAACCUUUUACCGCGGUUAUUGGACCCAAUGGAAGUGGUAAAAGUAAUUUUAUGGAUGCAAUUAGUUUUGUUCUUGGUGAGAAAGCAUCUAAUCUGAGAGUGAAAAAAUUAUCCGAACUUAUUCAUGGUGCUUCAAUUGGUCGGCCAGUAUCAAAUUCAGCCUCGGUUACCCUGGUUUAUGAAGACUCCGAGAGUGGACGACAGACAAGGUUUUGUAGGUAUGUCCAAGGAGCCAGCUCAGAUUAUAAGAUUGACAAUAAUCCAGUGUCAAAGCAAGAUUAUGCCAAAAGAUUGGAGACCCUUGGUAUCAAUGUGAAGGCGAGAAAUUUUCUCGUCUAUCAAGGUGCAGUUGAAUCAAUUGCUAUGAAAAAUCCAAGGGAAAUAACUGCUCUGUUUGAGGAGAUUUCUCAUUCUAAUGAAUAUAAGGAGUCUUAUAUCAAUGAGAAGACUACAAUGGAUCGUAGUGAAGAGGAAUUACAUCAUAUGUAUGUAAAGAAGAAGGGUAUUGCUGCUGAAAAGAAGGAAGCUCAAGGCGAGAUUAAUGAAGCCAAAAGAUAUCAAACAUUGAAGGAGGAAUUACACAUUUUAUUAGUGAACCAGCAACUUUUCAAAUUGUAUCAUAUUCAAAAAGACAUUGAUGUUCUACAAGCUGAUCUGAAAAAGAAAAGAGAUGAUUUAGAUGUACAGGUCAGGAAGAAGGAAAAAGUAGAGGAAGAGAUUAAGGGUAAAAGACAAAAUCUCAACAAAAUAACUAAAACUUUGGCCAAUAUUGACAAACAAAUUCGUGAUGUUGAGUUAAAUUUGAACAAGAAACGACCAGCUUACAUCAAAGCAAAAGAAAAUGCCUCACAUAUUGAGAAGAAACUUCAAACAGCUAAGAAAUCAUUAGCUGCCGCCAAAAAAGCUGAUGAAAAUCAUCAAGAGGCAAUAAUGGAAUUGACCAAAGAAUUGGAAAAAGUGAAUGAACGAAUCGCUGAAUUUGAAAAGGAGAUGAAAGCCGAAGAUGAUGGUAAAAGUCGAGAAAUUGUUCUUGAAGAAUCUCAAAGACAUGAAUACAACCGAUUAAAAGAAGAAGCCACCCGAUUAUCAUCCAAGUAUCUUAAUGAUCUGGAUUCUUUAGAACGAAAUCAGAAAGCAGAUUCUGACAAAUAUGAGCAGGAACAGAGAGAUCAACAACAGAUCCAAUCGAGAAUCCGAGUUUUACAGAAUGAGCUUGAAGAGAAUAUGAAAAGAAUUGAUAAACUCAAGGAUAAUAUCUCCAUUAGUGAACAAAGUCUCAUCGAAUUGAGAAAAAAGGAGCAAGAAAACGACGAGAUUGUCCGAUUUGCCAAGGAAAGAGUUACUACUAUCAACAGAAAAUUAGAACAAAUUAACGGCGAGCUGGGAGAUGCCAAAGUGGAUCGACAUGAAGAUGAAAGAAGAAGGAAAAAAGCUGAAGUUGUUGAUCAUCUUAAGAAACUUUAUCCUGGUGUUUAUGAUCGUAUGUUAAAUCUGUGUAAACCAAUUCACAAGCGUUAUAAUAUGGCCAUUACUCGAGUCAUGGGUAAACAUAUGGAAGCGAUUGUUAUCGAUAAGGAAGAAACUGCUCGUCGAUGUAUUCAAUAUCUUAAAGAUCAAAUGAUGGAACCUGAAACAUUCUUACCAUUGGAUUAUAUUGCUGCUAAGCCACUUAAAGAGCGUCUUAGAAACAUUCAAAGUCCAAAAGGUGUACGACUUAUUUAUGAUGUACUCAAAUAUGAUCCACCACAGAUUGACAGAGCCGUUCUUUUUGCAACCAACAAUGCAUUAGUGUGUGAGACACCCGAAGACGCUGCUCAGGUAGCCUUUGAUCUUGGUGAUGGUCGUCGUUAUGAUGCUGUCGCUUUAGAUGGUACCUUUUAUCAAAAAUGUGGUUUCAUUUCUGGUGGUUCAGCUGAAUUGGAAAGACGAGCUCGUCGAUGGGACGAGAAAGAGGUUCACAAGCUUAAAUAUGAGAAAGAAAAGCUUGCAGAAGAGCUGAAGGAGCAAUUAAAGAAAACACGUAAAGAAAGUGAUCUUAUGGUGAUUCAAAGUCAAAUUAAAGGAUUGGAGACACGUUUACGUUAUUGUAAGAUCGAUAUGACAACAGCUGAAAAGCGAAACGAUGAGAUUAAAAAAGAGAUCAGUGAAAAUGAAAAGAAAUUACAAAGAGAAAAUCCUGAAAUGAUUGAGCUUAAAGAAUCUAUGGCCUCCCGUGAGGUUGAAAUAAACGAAAUCAGGACAGCCAUGAAUUCUGUGGAAGAUGAAAUAUUUGAGGCUUUUUGUAAAGAACUUGGAGUGGCCAAUAUUCGUCAAUAUGAAGAAAGACAAACCCAAGAAAGCCAAGAAUUUGCAAAUCGUAAACUGCAAUUGGAUAAUGAAAAGAAUGCAAUUCUUAGCAGGUUAUCCUACGAGAAGAGUAAAGAUACUUAUGACAACGUUAAACGUUGGGAGAAAGCUCUUCAAAUGGAGGAAAAAAAUCUUGAAGAUGCUCGAGCAACCGAGAAGCGAGAAAUGAAAGCCAUCGAAGAGGAAAUGGAUCGAGUGGAAGAAUUAAAAACGGAAAAAAUCCAAAAGAAAACCGAAUGUGACAAAGUGGAAGAUACAAUAUCAGAGGAUAAACGUGCUUUAGCCAGUGUUCAAAAAGAGAUCAGUACAAUUCAAAAAUCACUUAUGGCUCUUGAAUGUCGAUUAGAAUCAAAAAAAGCUGAUCGUCACGCAGUCUUAACAACCUGUAAACUCGAGUGUAUAGACUUACCUUUGGUUAGCGGUUCUUUAGGUGCAAUAACCUCUAAAGAUCGUAAUGGUAGUCAAAGUACUGCCAAUGGAACAGCCAAUGGAACCGCAGGUGAUGAUGAUGAUUUCGACGAUGAAGGAGCUCCAUCUACUCAACGAUCAUAUGAUCACGACUCAACAAUUAUUCCAGAUUACUCAACAUUAAAAAACAGUCUCAAACAUAUUGAUGAGCCUGAGCAAAUCAAGAAGAAAGAAGCUGAUAUGUUAACAGAAAUAAACCAUAAAAAGGAAACUUUGAGAAAAAUUCAAGCACCGAACAUGAGAGCGAUCGAUAAGCUUGAUGAUGUGAGAGAGCGAUUACGUGAAACGGACAGCGAACUGAACAGUCUGAGAGAAGGUUCUAAAAGAGCCAAACAAAAUUUCGAAAGUGUUAAAAGACAACGUUUAAAUACCUUUAAUACUUGUUUCGAGGCUGUUGCAGCUCGAGUUGAUAGUAUUUAUAAAUCAUUAACCUCCAACCAAAGUGCCCAAGCUUUUCUUGUUCCCGAAAAUCCGGAAGAACCUUAUCUGGAAGGUAUUAAUUAUAAUUGUGUCGCUCCUGGUAAAAGAUUUCAACCGAUGAGUAACCUUAGUGGUGGUGAAAAAACUGUCGCCGCUCUUGCCCUUUUAUUUGCUAUUCAUUCCCAUAAACCAGCACCAUUUUUUGUUCUCGAUGAGAUCGACGCUGCCCUUGACAAUACGAACAUUGGAAAGGUUGCUCGAUUUAUUCGUGAAAAAACAGAAUCAGAUACUCAAUGUAUCGUCAUCUCACUUAAAGAGGAGUUUUAUGGUCACGCUGAUGCCGUUGUUGGUGUUACAACUGAUCCCGGUGACUGUACCAUUAGUCACAUUUUCCUCGCAGAUUUAAGCCUGUAUCAGGAAUAAUCUUUAAAAUCAAAUACUUUAAUCUGAAUCAGAAAAGAAAAUUAACUAAUCAAUGACGAUCUUCAAUUCUUCCAUUAUCAUUUUUAAUAUCAAUUUUAUCACCUAAUCAUACACACAAACCACAACAUCAUCAACAUCUUAUAAUCAUAUUUACAUCAUCACAUUUUCAUUACAUUAUCAAAAAUUAACUCUGUUUUUUUCUUCUCAUUUUUUUCUUCCUCAAGUCAUCAUCAAUCAAUCACUAUCAUAUAUAAUUGUAAUCAUAACCAAUCAAUAAUUAUUGUAUUAUUAUUAAUUAAUUAUGAUAAGAUAAACAAGUUAAACAAAAACCGAAUCUUCAAAAGGCUUAAAACAAGAGCAAAAGCAGCAAAACAAUAAUCGAAGGAGCAAAAACAAAAGUUGACAUCCACUAACAAACCGACUUAAUAAAUAAAACAAAAACCCAAAUCAAA
Messenger RNA from Panonychus citri (citrus red mite), 4324 nucleotides. It is a transcript of the gene SMC1, whose product is annotated as structural maintenance of chromosomes protein 1A-like. The transcript has 6 exons. The record is from RefSeq and is a predicted model, not a curated record. Gene Ontology annotation, molecular function: protein binding; DNA binding; ATP hydrolysis activity. Gene Ontology annotation, cellular component: nucleus; cohesin complex; chromosome. The coding region runs from base 141 to 3872 and encodes 1243 amino acids. Lineage: Eukaryota; Metazoa; Arthropoda; Arachnida; Trombidiformes; Tetranychidae. Gene Ontology annotation, biological process: sister chromatid cohesion.